Metarhizium robertsii ARSEF 23 is the source of this 1218-nucleotide messenger RNA. RefSeq lists its product as uncharacterized. The coding region runs from base 1 to 1218 and encodes 405 amino acids. Lineage: Eukaryota; Fungi; Ascomycota; Sordariomycetes; Hypocreales; Clavicipitaceae. Gene Ontology annotation, cellular component: endoplasmic reticulum membrane. The record is from RefSeq and is a predicted model, not a curated record. The transcript is spliced from 4 exons. Gene Ontology annotation, biological process: GPI anchor biosynthetic process.
AUGUUCAUCCCGUGGCUCGUUGAAGAGGAACACCACUACUGGUACUGGGGCUCGCUGGCGUGGCUUGUAUAUCUCGUGUCUGCAAGGGCUCGCGGACCAGACCGCCCUCUUGUGCCCUCUGUAGGUCUCGUGGCUCUGCAGUUCCUGAGCCAGUGCGUCAAUCAGAAUGGCACCAAGUACUCCAUCGCCGAGCACAUGGACGAUUUCAUUUUUGAAAACCCCGCGGUUCUCUGGAUCCCUGUGCUUCUAUCUCACACUUGUGCUGGUUUAUCCAUUGCCCAAAACCUACGUGCUGGACUGGGUCGACACGCAGCCUUUGGCGCCGCGCUGGCGCUGUGUGCGGCCGCCGUCAUCUUCAAGCUCUCGUCGACCUAUGAUUUCAACCCGGAACUGCUGGGUUUCGCGUCUCAGCAGGCACAGCAUUUCAUAGCUACGCUGAGUCAAGACCGUCUUCUUAAAGCUUUUUGGACUGGCCUGUUGAGUUGCCUCGUCUACUACCUGCUACAUCAUUGGCUUGGGGCCAAGCCUUUGCGAUCGGAUACUAUAAGGAAAGUGGUUGAGCUGUUCAACUUGUACCUUCGAUCGCAGACGCGUCCCAAAAACCUUCCCUUGUUUCUAAUGUUCGACUAUCAGCUUCAGGUCUUGUUGAAGAUGAAUCUGUCGGCUGUUGAAACGGCAACGACUGUGCUCCUGUUGGGCCAAAGCGGCUUCUACAGCAUGGGGCGGAGCAACUCCAUCGCCACGCUCGACCUACUGAAUGGUUUCAACGGACUCGGUGCAUCUAGUGUGGUUGGCGUCAUGCUGCAAACCGUCUUGAGCAAUUGGAUCGGCCCUGUUUGGUGGCUGUUUGCCGGCCUGCGUCUCUUGUCAUCGCAGGCAGAUACAAAACAAGAGCCCUUCGGGGGGAAACAGAAUGGCAACGCCGUGAGUUUCCAUGACAAACAGUCGUCAUCAAGCAGACGUGUCGAGGGGCGAAAAUCUCGAGUUGAAGCCGGCGAAUCCCCUUAUUUUGAGUAUUUAGCCCUUCACACCAUGUUCUCGGGCCUGAGCUCGCUGGCGCUCACCGUCGUCUGCGUAUACACAUGGGGUCAUGAAGAUCUCUGGAACGUAUUUGCUCCCAAGUUCAUAAAUGCAUCUCUGUGGGCAUUCUUUUAUCAGUUGGUCAUGAACUGCCUGGGCUGCUCGUCCGUGUGGUUUAUAAUCAACGAUGCGGAGUGA